Molecule: messenger RNA, 970 nt
Organism: Plectropomus leopardus (leopard coralgrouper)
Lineage: Eukaryota; Metazoa; Chordata; Actinopteri; Perciformes; Serranidae
Source: RefSeq, a predicted model, not a curated record
UCGACUUGUCUCAAAUCUAGAUUGAAAACACAAUGUUAGACAGAAUACUGACUAUAAAUAAAUGUAACUUUCUCCUCUGUGUUCGUCCCCCUUAGCUCCACCUCCUCCACGAACAGUCUCUACCUUAUACAUUUUGGAAGCAGAGGGCCCGAGGCAUCAGCAGUGAAACUAUCCAGCAGAGAUGACAACAUCCACAGCUAAACUGCAGGAGCUCUACAAUCAGCAGGGUUUCCUCUCUGCACUGUCUGUGUUGAAUGAGACAGAGCUGAGGGAGGCCAGGUGUGCCUUUUCUGAGCUGGAGAAAGAAUUUGGUGAGGAGUACACCCAGUACAGCCUCCACAAUGUUCACCGUCAAUACCCAUGGGUGAGUGGCCUGACCAAACACCCUAAAAUCAUACAAGUGAUGGAAGCCAUCCUGGGCCCUGACGUCAUCCUGCUGGACUCACGCUUCAUCUGUAAAUACCCAACACUCAAACCUGACAUCCUGGAGAAAGAAGGAGAAAACAAACCUGGACUUCCGUAUGUGGCCUGGCAUCAGGACAUGAGAUACUGGGGUAUUGCUGGUGGCCCUGUUCUGUCCGUGUGGCUCGCUUUAGAUGACUCCCUGCAGGAGAAUGGCGCCCUUCAGGUCAUCCCAGGUAGCCACUGCGCUGGCAUGUUGCCCCAUCGUCAGGCCAGCCGCCCUGGAAACAUGCUGUCGGUCAAUCAGGAGAUCCCAGAGGAGCUGGUGCAUGCUGAUGAAGCUGUCUUGUGUCCUCUGUUAGCUGGGCAGAUGUCUAUUCAUGACGGACUGCUCGUCCAUGCAAGUGACGCCAACACAUCCCAGAAGAGGCGCUGUGGGUUUGUGAUCCGUUAUGUUCCCACCUGUGCAUAUCCCAUACAGGAUGCUGAUCGUCCCAGGAAAUUUGCUGCAACAGAGUUGGUCUGUGGAACAGAUCACUUCAAAAAUUUCUCCAACAAAACCACAUGA